GGCGCCCAGGGUUCGGCGCGAGCCCGGCAGGGCCGCAGGCUCCGCCCUGCCCCGCCCCGCCCCGCCCGGGCUCGGGGAAAAGGUCGCGGUGGGGACAUGUCGCGGUGUUCCCUUCAGCGGGGGCAGCAGAGCGUGAGGGCCGGCGGGGCCGCCAGAGAACAAAAUGUCAUCAGUGGAAUUGCAGCAGGAGCAGUUGUCCCAGUCAGAUCCAUCCCCAUCACCAAACUCAUGUAGUUCCUUUGAGCUAGUAGACAUGGAUGCAGGCAACUUGUAUGAACCAGUUUCUCCACAUUGGUUUUAUUGUAAGAUAAUAGAUUCUAAGGAGACAUGGAUUCCUUUCAAUUCUGAGGAUUCACAGCAACUGGAAGAGGCUUAUGGCUCUGGAAAAGAUUGUAAUGGGAGCAUUGUCCCCACUGAUGGAGGCAGAUACGAUGUUCAUCUGGGGGAGAGGCUGCGGCAUGCUGUGUAUUGGGAUGAACUAGCAUCAGAAGUGAGACGAUGUACAUGGUUUUACAAGGGAGAUAAAGACAAUAAAUAUGUUCCCUACUCAGAGAGCUUCAGUCAAGUUUUAGAGGAAACUUAUAUGCUUGCUGUAACUCUGGAUGAAUGGAAAAAGAAACUGGAGUCUCCCAACAGAGAAAUUAUUAUAUUACAUAAUCCAAAGCUCAUGGUGCAUUACCAGCCAGUUGUAGGGUCUGAUGAAUGGGGUUCAACACCCACUGAACAGGGUCGACCCAGAACAGUGAAGAGAGGAGUUGAGAACAUCUCUGUUGACAUUCACUGUGGAGAACCUUUACAAAUAGAUCACUUGGUUUUUGUAGUCCAUGGGAUUGGACCAGCUUGUGAUCUCCGCUUUCGAAGCCUUGUGCAGUGUGUUAAUGAUUUUCGCAGUGUUUCCUUGAACUUGCUGCAGACACAUUUUAAGAAAUCCCAAGAAAAUCAGCAGAUUGGGAGGGUAGAAUUUCUUCCAGUCAACUGGCACAGACCUUUGCAUUCUACUGGUGUAGAUGUAGAUCUGCAGCGAAUAACCCUGCCCAGCAUUAACCGCCUCAGGCACUUCACCAAUGACACAAUUCUGGAUGUCUUCUUCUACAAUAGCCCCACCUACUGUCAGACUAUUGUGGACACAGUUGUUUCUGAAAUGAACCGAAUAUACACACUUUUUCUGCAGAGGAACCCUGAUUUCAAAGGGAGUGUAUCCGUUGCUGGUCAUAGUUUAGGUUCGCUUAUAUUGUUUGAUAUCCUAACAAAUCAGAAAGAUUCUUUGGGGGAUAUUGACAGUGAAAAGGAUUCACUAAAUAUUGUUAUGGAUCAAGGAGAUACACUGACAUUAGAGGAAGAUUUGAAGAAACUUCAGCUCUCUGAAUUCUUUAGUAUUUUUGAGAAGGAAAAAGUAGAUAAGGAAGCUCUGGCUUUAUGUACAGACAGAGAUCUUCAGGAAAUGGGAAUUCCUUUAGGACCAAGAAAGAAGAUAUUAAACUAUUUUAAGACCAGAGAAAAUUCAAUGGGUAUUAAUAGACCAGUCUUGCAGUCAACUUUAGGAGUAAAUAUCCCCAAAGAAUCUGAGUUCUGCAGUAGUUCUGACAAUACUAGAAAUGAUGAAUAUCUGGAUGUUGGCAUUGGGCAGGUAUCUGUAAAUUACCCCCAGCUCCUCUAUAAACCAGAAAUAUUCUUUGCCUUUGGAUCUCCCAUUGGAAUGUUUCUUACUGUUCGAGGACUAAAAAGAAUUGAUCCCAACUACAGAUUUCCAACAUGCAAAGGUUUCUUCAACAUUUAUCACCCUUUUGAUCCUGUGGCCUAUAGAAUUGAACCAAUGGUGGUCCCAGGAGUGGAAUUUGAGCCAAUGCUGAUCCCACAUCAUAAAGGCAGGAAGCGGAUGCACUUAGAACUGAGAGAUGGUUUGACCAGGAUAAUAAGUAUGGACCUUAAGAACAACGUGAUAGGUUCACUACGGAUGGCCUGGAAUUCUUUUGCCAGAGCUCACUAUCCUGCCUUACAAGCUUCAGAAACUGCAAAAGAAACUGCAGCAAAACCUGAAUCAAGUUCAGAGAAACCCAGUGAUGUUAAAGAAGAGACCUCUGUGGAAGUUAAAGAAGUCCCACCCAUCAGUGUGGGAAUGCUGAAUGGAGGCCAACGCAUUGACUAUGUGCUACAGGAGAAGCCCAUUGAAAGUUUUAAUGAGUAUUUAUUUGCUUUACAAAGCCAUCUAUGUUAUUGGGAAUCUGAAGAUACAGUACUGCUGGUCCUCAAAGAGAUCUACCAAACCCAGGGCAUCUUCCUUGAUCAGCCCUUAUAGUAAAAAUGACCCAUCGAUGGCUGCGUAAUAUGGACAUUGAGGGAUCCUUCCCCAGAAAAUCCACCUGUUUGUUGCUGCAAUUUUCCUCUCAGCUGCGUCAUUUUCUGCAUGUUGCCUGCUGCUUACUCACCACUGGGAUCUUUGGAAGAUAAUCUUCCUUUUUGGAAGUGAAUAGAAAAGCAAAAGGAAUACUCUAUUACUUUUUACCACUGGCUUCAUGUAAACACUUGCCAUCCUUUCUUCAUA
Messenger RNA from Carlito syrichta (Philippine tarsier), 2542 nucleotides. RefSeq names its product DDHD domain containing 2 (gene DDHD2). Gene Ontology annotation, molecular function: triacylglycerol lipase activity; protein binding; metal ion binding. The coding region runs from base 164 to 2296 and encodes 710 amino acids. Gene Ontology annotation, cellular component: COPII-coated ER to Golgi transport vesicle. The transcript has 18 exons. The record is from RefSeq and is a predicted model, not a curated record. Lineage: Eukaryota; Metazoa; Chordata; Mammalia; Primates; Tarsiidae.